This is a messenger RNA of Hemiscyllium ocellatum (epaulette shark), 1101 nucleotides long. Its product is annotated as 7 transmembrane receptor domain-containing protein. The coding region runs from base 1 to 1101 and encodes 366 amino acids. Gene Ontology annotation, cellular component: plasma membrane; neuron projection. Gene Ontology annotation, biological process: G protein-coupled receptor signaling pathway. The transcript has a single exon. NCBI's taxonomy places the organism in Eukaryota, Metazoa, Chordata, Chondrichthyes, Orectolobiformes, Hemiscylliidae. The record is from RefSeq and is a predicted model, not a curated record. Gene Ontology annotation, molecular function: neuropeptide binding; neuropeptide Y receptor activity.
AUGGAGAACCAGACGGUGGACAACAGCAGCUUCUUUAACAGCAGCGUGGGAGUGACCUUCCCGGGUACCGCUCUCCUCCAGCAGUACAAGUGCCUCUUCAUCCUGCUAUACUGCGCCCUGGUGGCCGUGGCGUGUGUUGGCAACGCCUUCCUGAUCGGCAGCAUCGCGGUGGACCGUAAACUCCACACCGUCACCAACUUCUUCAUCGGGAACCUGGCGUCGGCGGACCUCUUAAUGUGCCUGGCCUGCGUGCCGCCCACGCUGUCCUACGCCUUUGAGCCACGCGGUUGGCUCUUUGGGCGCUUCCUGUGCCACCUGGUCUCCCUGCUGCAGUCCGCCCUGGUCUACGUCUCGGUGUUGUCCCUGACGGCCAUCGCGGUGGACCGCUACGUGGUGGUGGCGCACCCCGUGCGGCAGAGGGCGGGCCGGGGGCGCUGCGGCCUGGUGGUGGCGUCCAUCUGGGCCCUGGCCCUGGCCCUGGCCAGCCCGGCCUCCGCCCGGGUGGCCUACGUGGAGCUGGAGGCCGCCGGUCACGACGUGAACGUGUGCGAGGAGUUCUGGCGCGGCCGGGAGACCGAGCGCGCGGCCUACUCCUGCGUGGUGAUGCUGGCCUCCUACAUGGUGCCACUGUCCGCGGUCAGCGUCUCCUACUGUGCCAUCAGCGCCCACCUGCGGAGGCGCCACCUGCCCGGGGUGGUGGAGCAGAACCGCCUGCGGUGGAACGAGAAGAAGAGGAAGACAUUCUCCCUGCUGGUGGUCUCCGUGGUAACCUUCGCCAUGUGCUGGAUGCCCCUCCAGAUCCUCAACCUCCUGCAGGACCUGGACGUUGACUUCGCCAUCUUGGACACCCGCUACCUCAACGUGGCGCAGGUCUCCUGCCAUUGGCUGGCCAUGAGCUCUGCCUGCUACAACCCCUUCAUCUACGCCUCACUGCACCGUAAGCUCCGCCUGCGGCUGAGGGCCUACCUCCGCCGCUGGAGGCAACCAGGGGGUUUCUUGGCAGGACGCCUCUCGCCCUUCCACACCAGCAUCAGCCUGGUGUCCGAGCUCCCCAAGGCCGGGGCCCCAGCUGGCAGUGGCAACACUUCUGACCCGGUCUGA